AUCCAUUCAAAGGAACGAAUUGGAAGAAAACAAACAACCAACGGAUCCCUUUCCAUAACGAAGCCUUUUUGAUAUUUGAUAAAUUCAAAUUAUCUUUCAUCAUCAAUUACUGAUUAUUGAUUAACGUUCCUAGUGCUCCGUUGAGUCCUAGAUUCCGAAGGAUUUCAUUUAUAAUUCGUCCACGCCCUCUUGUACCAUCUACCCACCUUACACACAUCCAUCGUCUUUAAAGCAAACCUACCGGUCUUUCAGGAAGCUAGAACGCAUACGUUCUGGGACGAGCCGCUUCCGUCCCCCCACGGUUCUCUGCUCGAUAUAACACUUGUAAUACAUCGAAAGUCGCUCUGGCCAAUAUACCUAGGCACUUGGGACGGUCUUCUCGAUAAUCGCAGUGUGAACGGAACGAAUCCCCAUCUCGACGAAGACCUUAGCUUCAACAAGAUCGACUCAGCCUCAACGCUAGGAAUUACUUAAUCUUCAGUAAAGGUACGUACCAAUUCUCAUACCCAUGGUAUUCUUUAACCGCUUCCUUCACUGCUUGAAUAUACAAAGACAGUUCAUCACAGUUCACCACCUUUUCGACACAAAGCCUUCUUCAAAAGUCAUACAAAUUUGCUGUUACGAUUGCAUACAACUCGACCUGUCAUUAGAACCAUACGGCUUGUUUACUUCACCAAUACCACCCUACGGUUAGCCAUACGAAUAACGUACACGAUAUUUACCCAAGACAAUCAAGGCAGUGUUCGGUGAUCUAUUACAAUCCCUCGUCGACACAAGAAGCAAAUCUCCUACCUCUUUGGCUCAUAUUGACAGCUGAACGGCAGCGACAUCUCUGAGUCAUCCCGAAGUACACGGAGUUAAUACUCGAUAAAGAUCUGCUGGGCUCACAUAUUUGAACUUGGAACGAUGGGAAACCAACCUUCUAAAGGUUCGGGGUCUGCAACCCCGCGCAGAAGUGCAUCUCAAACGUCUCUUGAUAGAGGGUCGGAUAAUUUAUCGUCUUAUCCUUCAUUCAGCAAAGCGGAUACCAAGGAAUCCAACAAAUCAUUCAGAGGCGCCCUUCGGUCGAAAAUACCGGGUUCCAAGGACAGCCCAAGAAACUCGAUUGCUGGAAUAAGUAGCCUUGUAGACUCAAACGACAAAUCCGAUGCUGCUUCAAUGAAAUCGGGAAAAAGCGCUACAUCGGGCAGGGCAUCAUCGGUGCCAGGCUCACCAACUUCACCUCAAGAUUCUUCGGAAGAUAUUCCUUCACCAACCGAUGAUCUCAAACCUCCCCCAUCGCCUGUUCAAUCUGCUUCGGUGAAGUCUGGACAUCAUGAUGUCAGCGCUGCACAACGUAGUGGUGAGGUAGAUCAUGUCUCCGAUCAACCGCCUUCCGGUACAGUCAAUCCUUACGCAGUUGGAGGCCGCGCUGGGCAAUCUAUACUGGUCAGGAGAGCAAAUGAGAUUAAUCCUGUUGACACGGCUACCUUGCUAGCUGCUCCAAUGAAUGGAUCCAAUGAAACCUCACUCUCAACCUCAAACUCCGCACAAAUCUCAAUGGGUAGCUUGAAAGACAAAGAUCUUGACGACUAUAUCUCGCGACUCUUGGAUGCAGGAUAUCAGGGUAAAAGCACAAAGGGAGUUUGUCUUAAAAGUGCGGAAAUCAACUCAAUCUGUCUUCGAGCGAGAGAGAUUGUAUUAGAGCAACCGCCACUGAUUGAAUUGGAAGCCCCAGUUAAGAUUGUAGGUGAUAUACAUGGGCAAUACUCGGACCUCAUACGCAUGUUCGAAAUGUGUGGAUUCCCUCCCUCGUCAAACUUCUUAUUCUUGGGUGACUAUGUCGAUCGAGGAAAGCAGUCCCUCGAGACAAUUUUGUUGCUCUUGUGCUACAAAAUCAAAUAUCCCGAGAACUUCUUUUUGCUAAGAGGUAAUCACGAAUGCGCAAACGUUACUAGAGUCUAUGGAUUCUAUGAUGAGUGUAAACGAAGAGCUAAUGUAAAAGUGUGGAAGACGUUUGUAGAUGUCUUUAAUUGUCUACCUAUCGCCGCAAUUGUCGCAGGGAAAAUCUUUUGUGUCCAUGGCGGCUUAUCUCCCGCGCUUAGCCAUAUGGAUGAUAUCAGAAAUAUUGCUCGACCAACAGACGUUCCUGACUAUGGAUUACUUAACGAUCUUUUGUGGUCUGAUCCUGCAGAUCAGGAAGCAGAUUGGGAGCAGAGCGAGAGAGGCGUUAGUUACUCGUUCGGUAAGAAGGUCAUUCAGGAGUUUCUGUUAAGACAUGAUUUUGAUUUGGUCUGCCGGGCACAUAUGGUUGUUGAAGAUGGUUACGAAUUUUUUGAAGGUCGAGUCCUUGUUACGGUGUUCUCUGCGCCAAAUUAUUGUGGCGAAUUCGACAAUUAUGGAGCCGUUAUGAGUGUUUCGACAGAAUUACUUUGCAGCUUUGAACUGUUGAAGCCAUUGGACUCCAGCGCGUUGAAGAGCCAGAUGAAAAAGAGCCGGAACAAACGAAAUAGUAUGGUCAACAGUCCUCCGCCGACCGGAACCUUUGCUCCACAGAGCGUAUAAUGAACUGUCGGAUAAUUCUCAAACAAAUAUAGACAAAAAGAUUGCCCUGGAUGGAAAACCCUAUACAUUCGAAGAAGAAAACCCAAAACAAGAUGCGAUGUCAAGAAUUACGGAGCAUGCCAUGAUUUACGCGCUUAAAGAGGUCAUGCAAGAGUGGCCAAGUACAUACAGGACUAAAACGUGACCGAGAAGAGAUUUCAGUCACUUUAAAAUGUCUAAGAGGUCGAGGCUCGUUUUUCACGGUAUGGAGAAGGUCAAGAUAGAUAGUGGAGGCUGGAGGCUGGAAGCUGCCCGUAGAUGUUAUAUGCACACAUUUGAUUUAUUUUCUUUUCCUGCGGAUAGUUUCUUAUCCGCGAUAUCAACAGGCUCUCCCCUUUCUCGAAAGUACGACACGGAAACGGAUACAUUUUAUAUUGGCGUUAUUUGUUUUGGUACGUCACGGAUGGGGGACAGAAGAUCACAAACAUGAACUCUACUUUUCAUUCGCCUCUGUAGAGUACACAAUCGCUGUUUAUGAACAUACAGAUGGAUAGGUGGGUGAUCGACGGCCGUAUGUAUGCUGGGUUAGUGGUGUAUCUGGUAUUCAUAAUAUUUGGGGCGGAGGUCAGAGUAGAACUCAGCGGCAUCGCUGGAGUUGGGAGUUGUUGGGAGGGGUGAGAUGGCAUGGAAACAUGGUAGCUCUUGAGCAUCGUGUUGAUUGACUCGACUUACUCAUCAAUUGAUGCAAUCGAUAGAUGACGAAACGAUAUGAGAUUAUAUGCGUUCUUCAAUUUCUGAUCUUCAUACAUGCGUGCUCAUUUGAUUGAUGUGAAUAAAAGUUUUGUAUCUUUCAUUUCUACCUCUGGUUCUGUGUUUUUCUGGACGAAAAUCAGAGCAGAUCAGGCUCUUCAACGCAAAAUUCCAAAAUCGUGAUCUCGUCUUGUGAUUAGGACGUUUAAGUUGAAAGGCCUACCUACUGUAGGUACCUAGGUAGAUAAGCAUAUGUUCUUGGCAUGGAAGCUUCCAAAUCUCUUCUGUUCUCGUCCAAACUUGUUUUGCCAAGAAAAUCUACAAGUUGUUACUGUGGGAAGACUUCCUACGGACUUUGUGAGGAGUUUGAUUGCGCAAUUUGGGGUUUGACGGUAGUUUUAUAUUGCUGAUAUUCAUAUCCUGGUGUUCAUUUGAGAUGAGAUGAGAUGUCCAGGGAAAUGGGGUGAUGCCUCGUGAGUCCCGAUCUAUCUGUUCUUGGGGAAUGGAUGAGUUUGUAGUCCCGAGGAGUAGGUACUCUCGGUACCUACCUAUGCUCUACAUAGUUGUUAGGAUGGGCUGGAAAGGUACUCGCUAAGCGGGAGGUUGGAUAUGGGGAGGGGACCCAGAUUUGGGGGAUGAGGAGGUGAGUGAAGUGGUUUGUGAAAGGAUUGGGGUAGGUAGUGC
Botrytis deweyae is the source of this 3957-nucleotide messenger RNA. RefSeq lists its product as uncharacterized. Gene Ontology annotation, cellular component: cytoplasm; nucleus. NCBI's taxonomy places the organism in Eukaryota, Fungi, Ascomycota, Leotiomycetes, Helotiales, Sclerotiniaceae. The record is from RefSeq and is a predicted model, not a curated record. The transcript has 3 exons. Gene Ontology annotation, molecular function: protein serine/threonine phosphatase activity. Bases 907 to 2544 code for a protein of 545 amino acids.